Messenger RNA from Didymodactylos carnosus, 834 nucleotides. NCBI's taxonomy places the organism in Eukaryota, Metazoa, Rotifera, Eurotatoria, Philodinida, Philodinidae. The record is from the annotation of a GenBank genome assembly.
AUGAAUUCCCCAAUAAAUAUUCCAGCACAGUUAAUGAAUUCGACAAUAAGUACGCCAGCACCCGUUGUAGACUUUAGCCUUGCUCGAGCUCAUGGGGCUUGUAUGGUUGUGUCUUGGAUUUUUUUCGGUUCAAAUGGAAUUCUCAUGGCUCGACAUUUUCGAAAGAUUCGUGUAGGAGGCAGGGAGCAGCUCUGUGGUGAAGCCAUCUGGUUUCAAAUUCAUCGGUCAUUUAUGAACUUAGCAGCUUUUCUUACUUUGUUAGCUUUUCUAUUUAUUUAUACGUUUGCCCAUGGAACAUGGGUCAGCAAACAACUUUACGGACAACGCGCAUUUACUCAUUCAAUUAUGGGAAUAAUAAUCGUUGUAUUUUCGCAAAUACAGCCAUGGAUGGCUCUAUUUCGAUGUCACCCAGGAACAAGAUAUCGUACUGUAUUUAAUUUUAUGCAUCGUUUUACCGGUAUCUCGGCUCUGAUACUUUCAGUUCCAACCAUCUUCUUAGGCAUCUAUUUUUUAACAUACCAUCAAAAGGCUCUUAUUGCUUUGCUUUCCCUUUGGACUGUAUGGAUCAUCGCCAUUUUUGGUACUUUUGAAUAUAUAUAUUGGCGUUACAAAUCUCCGCCACCAAACAACAAUGUACAUAAUGCCGAUGGUGGCGUUCCAAUGACAGACAUAAGUGGAAAUGGAGACGAUCCUCUGACUGCACCCAAUGUUAGCCCAAUUGUCCCAGGUGAAAAUUCACCAAUGAAUAAUAAAAAAUUGGCCUUAUAUCUCGUCCAUUUUUCAGUUUCACUUGGUUUUGCCAUUGCAAUAGUUGUACUUAUAUGUAAACCUUAG